AUGAUGGAUUGGUCUCCAAACUUCACCUGUUUCUCAGUCACGACAUUGACGGAGUCCAACCGGAGUGGCUCCGGCUCGCCGGCUGACCUCCUCGGGGCCGGUGGAUCCUUGUCGGUGUUCAGCGUGCUCGUCUUGACUCUGUUAGCCAUGCUGGUGGUGGCCACUUUCCUCUGGAACGUGCUGGUGCUGGCUACCAUCUUGAGGGUGCGCACCUUCCACAGGGUGCCCCACAACCUGGUGGCCUCCAUGGCCAUCUCGGACGUCAUGGUGGCCGCCCUGGUGAUGCCCCUUAGCCUGGUGCACGAGUUGUCCGGGCGGCGUUGGCGGCUGGGGCAGCUCCUGUGCCAGGUGUGGAUCUCCUGCGACGUGCUGUGCUGCACGGCCAGCAUCUGGAACGUCACCGCCAUUGCCCUGGACCGCUACUGGUCCAUCACCCGCCACCUGGAGUACACGUUGCGUACCCGCCGGCGCAUUUCCAACAUCAUGAUUGCUCUCACCUGGGUCCUCUCUGCCAUCAUCUCCUUGGCGCCGUUGCUGUUCGGCUGGGGAGAGACGUACUUGGAGCACGAUGAAGAGUGUAAGGUCAGCCAGGAGCCGUCCUACACCAUCUUCUCCACCUUUGGAGCUUUCUACCUGCCCCUCUGCGUGGUGCUGUUUGUGUACUGGAAAAUCUACAAGGCAGCCAAGUUCCGCAUCGGGUCCCGGAAGAGCAACUCCAUCACUCCCAUCACACCUGAAGCCCUAGAGGUCAAGGGAGCCUCUCAACAACCCCAGAUGGUGUUCACCGCCCGCCACGCUACAGUGACCUUCCAGACCGACGGGGACACGUGGCGGGAACAGAAGGAGCGGAAAGCGGCCCUGAUGGUGGGCAUCCUUAUCGGGGUCUUUGUGCUGUGCUGGAUCCCCUUCUUCAUCACAGAACUCAUCAGUCCGCUCUGCUCCUGUGACAUCCCGCCCCUUUGGAAGAGCAUCUUCCUCUGGCUCGGCUACUCCAAUUCCUUUUUCAACCCGUUGAUCUACACGGCCUUCAACAAGAACUACAACAACGCCUUCCGGAACCUGUUCUCAAGGCAGCCGUGA
Molecule: messenger RNA, 1080 nt
Organism: Euleptes europaea (tarantolino)
Lineage: Eukaryota; Metazoa; Chordata; Lepidosauria; Squamata; Sphaerodactylidae
Gene: HTR5A
Product: 5-hydroxytryptamine receptor 5A
Exons: 2
Coding region: 1-1080 (359 amino acids)
Biological process (GO): adenylate cyclase-activating adrenergic receptor signaling pathway
Cellular component (GO): plasma membrane
Molecular function (GO): G protein-coupled serotonin receptor activity
Source: RefSeq, a predicted model, not a curated record